Pisolithus orientalis is the source of this 2133-nucleotide messenger RNA. Its product is annotated as alpha-amylase. Gene Ontology annotation, biological process: carbohydrate catabolic process. Gene Ontology annotation, molecular function: calcium ion binding; alpha-amylase activity. Lineage: Eukaryota; Fungi; Basidiomycota; Agaricomycetes; Boletales; Pisolithaceae. The record is from RefSeq and is a predicted model, not a curated record. The transcript is spliced from 17 exons. Bases 131 to 1732 code for a protein of 533 amino acids.
UCUCAUCGUCCAGAGCCCAUAUAUUAAUAUUUCCCUCAAAAAAACCAUAAGUGAGUUCCUUCAGCCCGGUUCCUCGACGCAGAGGCAUCUUCCACGCUCUUUACUUCCCUUCCUCUCGUUCUGCUUCUCAAUGUCUCUCCUCGUCCUGCUCAUAACUUUUGUGUUUCUCAUGCUUGCUUCCCCAUCCCUGGCCGCAACUGCCGACCAGUGGAGGUCUCGUUCUAUUUACCAAGUUAUCAUCGACAGGUAUGCGCUACCCCAGGGUGCCGACCCCACGAAAUGUGACCCUGCAGACCGGACAUGGUGUGGCGGUACUUGGAACACCCUUCAAGAAAAUCUUGAUUACAUUCAAGAUGCUGGCUUUACAGCAGUUUGGAUUAGCCCGGUUUCGCAGAAUUACCAAGGUCCCACCACGCCCUACGGUGACCCAUACCACGGUUAUUGGAUCGCCGAUGCUACACAACUCAAUGACCAUUUUGGUACUUCUGAUGAUCUCAAGGCGCUUUCCGACGAAUUGCAUCGUCGUGGGAUGUACCUGAUGGUUGAUGUGGUUGUGAACGAUGUCAUGGCAACGUCGACCAAUCCAGAUUUAUCCACUUACAUGUUCAAAGAUUCGUCACAAUAUCAUCCGUACUGUGUGAUAGAUUGGAAUAACAAUACAAGCAUCGAAAGAUGUUGGCUUGGGGAUACUGUCGUUCCUUUGCCAGAUAUCAAUACCGAGGAUCCUACCGUCGUCUCCGGAUUUGGCGACUGGAUCGAGUCCCUUGUAAAGGAAUACAAUAUUGAUGGGCUUCGCAUCGACGCUGCAAAGCACGUAAACAUGGACUUCUGGCCAGUAUUCUGCGAAAGGGCCGGCGUCUUCUGUAUCGGUGAAGUCUUUGGUUCUGACCCCGUGGCUGCUGCGUCGUUUCAAGGUCCUAACGGUCUUGACUCUGUUUUGCACUAUCCAAUGUACUAUUCUCUUGUUGAUGCUUUCACUAUACCGGGCCCGUUGAACACUACUGCUGUGAGCGACAUGAUGGCGCAGUCCAAAGCGUUGUUCAACGACACUGGCCUACUCGGGAAUUUCCUCGAAAAUCAGGAUGUUCCCCGCUGGCACAAUAUAUCUGUGGACCCGCAAAGUCUCUAUAACGCCAUGGUGUUCAAUUUCAUGUCUGACGGUAUCCCGAUUGUGUAUUAUGGCCAAGAACAGUACUCGAACGGAAACGCCGAUCCCUAUAAUCGUGCGCCUUUGUGGCCGUCCGACUAUGCUAAUACUACCGCGUAUCAAUUAAUCACAACUCUGAACAAAUUCCGUAACUUCCUAGCCCAGAACUCUACAUGGCUGUAUUCGUCGGCAAAUGUCCUUGCUACGACCGAGUAUGGUAUUGCGAUCAUGAAGGGGGACGUGAUAUCAGUCUUGACAAAUAUUGGUUCUCCACCGCAGAACGUCAGCGUACCGGUUUACACACCUUUUCAGACUGACACCGACUUGGUCAAUAUUCUUACUUGUGUCCAUUGGGUAGUAGGCAGCAACGGUACCAUAGAAGUCGAGUAUACCCUUGGUGGGCAACCCGUCGUCCUCGUACCAUCGUCAGAACUCCCAGGUUCCGGCUUCUGCGGGUUUUCGUCCUCAUCGUCCGGCUCAUCCAAAUAUGUUUCAAGUGCCGGGAGCGUGCACGCGCACAACAGCAGAUUUACAUAUUCGUUGGCUAUAGGUUUGAUUGGCUUGGUUGGUGUGUUCCUCUGGUGACCGUGCUCUCUUUCGACUGGUUCUAUCUCUUUGGGGUAUGUACUUUGUUUUUUUUUGGUCGACGUUCUGGUUUUGGGUUUCCCUUGAUGUAGCGACUUUUGGGUGGGAAGGAGAAAUGGUUGAUUCUGUCAUGAUACCAUACCCCUCCCUCACGACUGGAACGGCACUUCCUGGACUGUUUUAUCAGCCCAGCGCGACAUUCUAUUAAAUUGACUUAAUGAAUCCUGAUCGGUGGUACACCGGGGAUUGCUGGCACGAAUAGCGUCUGCCUCCGGUAUUUGUUCCUCAAGGUGCUAGAAAGUUGAAAAAUCAGCGGACAGAUAAGAGGGAGAUGUUCCAAUAAAAGCACCUACUUGGAUACGCCGCGUUGCUCCAGGAUGUGUUCGUAGGAAUUCUAAGCU